UCGCGCCUAUCGAUCUCCCGGCGGCGCGAGCGCCCCGUCGCCGGCGUCGCAGCCGCAGGCCUCCUCCUGUGUUCCGCCGUUGCCGGCGGCGGCGGCUCCUUCCUACUGCUGCUCCUUACGGGCCGCGGGGGCAGCAGCGGGGGGCGCAAUAUGGCGGCCGAGGAGAACGCCGCCACCAAGGUGGACCACCCGGCCGAGACGGUCGAGUCGCUGACGAGGGAGAUCGAGCAGCUCAAGGCGAGGCUCGAGGAAGAGCGCAAGAAGAUCAACGACGUCAGUGUAACCUCGUUGGCCGGCAAAGUGGAGCCCAUCAAGGAUCUGAACAUCAAGCUGCGCAGGGUGCUCAAGGGCCACCAGGGAAAAGUACUCUGCUCCGACUGGUCGCAGGACAAGCGACACAUCGUCAGCUCGUCCCAGGAUGGCAAGAUGAUCAUAUGGGACGCCUUCACUACGAACAAGGAGCACGCUGUGACGAUGCCAACAACCUGGGUUAUGGCCUGCGCGUAUGCGCCGUCGGGGAACAUGGUCGCCUGUGGUGGGUUGGACAACAAGGUGACCGUGUACCCGCUCAGCUUCGAGGAGGAAGUAUCCGCCAAGAAGAAAGCAGUCGGGACGCACACCAGCUACAUGUCCUGCUGCCUCUUCCCAAACUCGGACCAACAGAUCCUGACGGGCAGCGGGGACAGUACGUGCGCGUUGUGGGACGUGGAGUGUUCGCAACUGCUCCAGAGUUUCCACGGCCAUUCCGCCGACGUCAUGGCACUCGACCUGUCGCCUACAGAGAUGGGCAACACUUUCGUCUCCGCAGGCUGUGACAGGCAAGCGCUCGUGUGGGACAUGCGGUCAGGACAGUGCGUGCAGUCCUUCCAGGGGCACGAAUCGGAUAUAAACACCGUCAAGUUCUACCCGAGUGGAGAUGCCAUCGCCACCGGCUCGGAUGACGCCACCUGUCGUCUCUAUGAUUUACGUGCUGACAGGGAAGUAGCCGUUUAUUCCAAGCAGAGUAUCAUCUUCGGCGUCAACUCAGUGGACUUCUCAGUGAGCGGUCGCUUACUCUUCGGCGGCUACAACGACUACACGGUCAAUGUGUGGGAUACACUCAAGUGCGUGCGACUCAGCAUCCUCUACGGUCACGAGAACCGCGUCACCUGCCUCAAGGUGUCGCCCGACGGAACCGCGCUCUCCACCGGCAGCUGGGACUUCACGCUCAGGGUAUGGGCCUAAGUAGACGAACGGAUACGAGAACAUCUCGACCUCAAAUGCAGCCGGGCGCCCUCGACGGCCUCCACUGGCGCCGCAAAUGAUUGUCCGCGCCGAGAAUACGGCGCCUCCCGCAGCUGAAUGGACCGACGCAGCACCGAGGAAGAGGAAACAGGAGACCCAGGGACUUCCUCAAAUUUGCUUCGUGACAUUUCAAAUUGGUAACGAUGCCGCGCGAUGAAAAAAAAACAUACGGGGAGAUUACGACUUUGGAGCUGGGACUCGCGGGUUCAAGGAAACAGGGCUGGACCGACCGCGUACGCGACAGUGGCUCCCUCUCGCCCCGUUCAUGAUUCCGUAAAGGUCCGUAUGACGCGCCAUCUUUUGUUCACUGCCGCCUACAGGGAAUCUUUGUGUAGACGUCUUUCUUCUGCUUCUUCUGCGACUUUCUGCGCGGCGGAGCGCCAACAUUUUUUUUUUUUCAUGGCUGAGAACAAGAGGCUUGCUGACAGGCGAUAAAUCUGCUCCGCGAAACGGCUGCAUACCGGAGUUGCCCAGUCACCACUCUAAACGCUACCCUGACCGAAGCGGAGUUGGUGUCGAGGGUGCGCCUCUUUUUUUAUCCCACUGUCCAUUUCAAUUUGCAUCACUAUCAGCCGUGACUUAGUGCCGUCAUACUUUCGAAAGUACAGGACGACAAGGAGUCUAUUGUAAUGAGCAGGGACCGCAGUUCAGCACUCUUCCUUUCAUGUCGUGCUCGCACAGCAUUUAUAAACAUAACCAGGCAAAAAGAGUAGUUUUAUUCAACGCCACGCAAUCGAAAAAGUCCUUAUUGCAUGCUGCGAAAAACAGCUCUAAACCCAAAUUCGUUCGGCACAUUCACUUCACGGACAAAGCCUUGCAGCUGUAGCCUGCAAGGCGUCAAUCGUCCGCGUCCACACUGCUGGUGUGCGGCUGUCCAGUGACCUGUAAGGGACCGUCCGCUGCAGGUUCAGUUCUGCAUCUGGUUUCUAGCAUCUGGUUAUUACGCGUCUGAUUAUUGCGUGCGUACGUCGACAAGUGCCGCUUCUAACACCGCCCGUACCGUGUGUUUGAGAACGCAGCGACUCCGACGACGAUAAAUUUACGUUCGGCACAACCCCCUGCAGACUGUCAGUCCUCGCAGCCUUAUGGUUCGUCUUAAGUGGUUCUCUUCUACUGCAGGGACGUGGCUGGUGAGCCUCGGACGUGAACAAAAAAACAGAGCCGCCGGAAUAAUGUGACCAGUUCAUUUCCCAGUUCCAUUUCUUUCUGCGCUACCUCAGCGUCCCGAGCAGCGCCCGGUCUACGUUAUCAACCGUAGUAGUCGCUUCGAUGAAAGAAAGCAUUACAUUAUCACCCGUCCGAGUUAGCAAGGGAGGCAAGUUGAACGGUCGAUUGCAAAGCUAUGGGGCAAAAGUGCUGCCGGAGUUGCUGUUUGUAAUGUCAGUUCGCGAACAACGCGAGACAUCUACUCCGCACCGCGUUGCUCCAGACUGAAAACAAAAAGGUUGCCCAGACAUACCAGUAAUUGGUCUGCCUUUCUGGCCUUCCCGUUUUCGAGAUUUUGACUCCAGUCCUGCGCCAAGUCGAAGCGAAGGCUGCACGUCUUUGUGAGGGCGCGAUGACACCGCGAGAACGCGGAUGAACGCGGGCAGGUUGGACGGACGCUGCGCAAUGACGCUGGUGCUUGCUGCUCUCAAGCAAUUGUCGGCGAGUUCACCUGAUGGAUUUGUCCACCAGCUCGUGAAGUAGAAACUGAGGCGCCUUCACACAAGCCACCGCUCUUUUUUUUUUGAUGGUGUGGGUGGGCCCAUUCGCCCAGCGGCCCAGCCCAGGGAGCAAGAAACGUUCGGAAUGAGAAACUCCCCGUUGGUUUUAGCGCGAGCGGGCGACCAGUUAACGUGACAGUGAGGAAAGCGUGGGUGACCAGCACGGAGUGGAGUGCGUCGAAAAGCGACAUCUUGUGGAGCAGGGCGUAAGGUUUACGACUGUGCGCUGGGCUGCCAUGGCAACUGUCGUGACACGGCCACUGUUUUUCGCAGCCGUCAGACAGCGGUGCCACGUGAAGGGUUCACAAUUGCCUGGAACGUCCGCGGCGUUAUAAGACCGGACCAAAAGGCUGAAUUUCUUUUGAAUUUAGCGCCCCUGCCCCACAUUGAGUUUGUGCCGCAGCGCGAUCAUCGGUUCGCGCUGGAACGCUGGACAUAUAGCGGCGCAGAGACCUCGUUCCCGACCAGAGAGAUCUCGAUAGAGGCAACGCGCACCAGCGUACAUACAAUAGGAUUUCGAAGCACGCGAGUGCUCGAAAUUUACCCGUGGUUCUCCACCACGGUCCUGUCACAAACGCUGUUUGGUGACAAAAGGCUGAAGCCUACAAACUUCCGUCUCAUGCAGAGCAGGCCUUGCGAUAUCCCCUCCCUUCCCCGUAAAUCAUGUCAAACAGUGUGUCUUGGAGAAUGAGUGCGUACGCCUGUAAAUAGCUGGAGUGAAUGAAAGCUCUAGAUGCGAGGAAGGAAAUAGUAGAAGGAAACGUUGGAAAUAAAAGCUUAGCGCCUGUA
Messenger RNA from Dermacentor andersoni, 3779 nucleotides. It is a transcript of the gene Gbeta5, whose product is annotated as guanine nucleotide-binding protein subunit beta-5. Gene Ontology annotation, molecular function: protein binding. Gene Ontology annotation, biological process: signal transduction. NCBI's taxonomy places the organism in Eukaryota, Metazoa, Arthropoda, Arachnida, Ixodida, Ixodidae. The record is from RefSeq and is a predicted model, not a curated record.